This is a messenger RNA of Pipistrellus nathusii (Nathusius's pipistrelle), 261 nucleotides long. The record is from the annotation of a GenBank genome assembly. Lineage: Eukaryota; Metazoa; Chordata; Mammalia; Chiroptera; Vespertilionidae.
AUGGCGGAUGAAGAGCAUAUUCGGCACUGCAUGCUUUACGAGUUCCAAUUAGGAAGAAAAGCAAGUGAGGCUGCAAAAAACAUCUGUAGUGCUCUUGGUCAAGAUGCAGUUAGCGCCAGAAAAUGCCAGCAUUGGUUUGAGAAAUUUCGCGAGGGAAAUUUUUCGUUAGAUGACAAGAGUGGUCGAGGCAGUGUGUCCAAUUUUGAUCAAGAAGCUCUUCAAGCUCUUUUGGUGCAAAAUCCUCAAAUUACCCAACAAUAG